Encephalitozoon romaleae SJ-2008 is the source of this 2145-nucleotide messenger RNA. Its product is annotated as DNA mismatch repair ATPase MutS. Gene Ontology annotation, biological process: mismatch repair; mitotic recombination. Bases 1 to 2145 code for a protein of 714 amino acids. Gene Ontology annotation, cellular component: nucleus; MutSalpha complex. The record is from RefSeq and is a predicted model, not a curated record. Gene Ontology annotation, molecular function: mismatched DNA binding; ATP-dependent DNA damage sensor activity; ATP binding. The transcript has a single exon. Lineage: Eukaryota; Fungi; Microsporidia; Unikaryonidae.
AUGGACCACGAGUUCAAGCUGUUCUAUGAAACACUUGACAAAAGCAAGUUCAAGUUUUUUGGGAGGGGGGAAUCAUACAGUGUGUUCAAUGAGGACAUAGCAAUGAUUCCACGACGUAAUGCAAAGGACGUGAUUGAGAAAAAAGAGGGGAAGGAGAUGAGAGUUUCCAAGGGGGAGAUUGAAGAUAUUAUUAGGGUAUUACUGACAGAAGCCAAGAUUGGAGUCCAGGAGUACGAUGGACAGGCUCUUAUAAGAGAGGGGUUUCCAGGAAACUGGAAGGACUUUACAGACCUGCUGCUAGAUACUAGAAACGUCCCGUCUAUUGCGGCAGUGAAGCUGGGAGAUACAGUUGAGAUAAGCUUCCUUAUCACAUCUGAGCCCACAAUUUACACAUCGAAUUUUGAGGAUGAUGAAAUAUUUAGUAGCCUGUAUUGGAUCUUAAAUGAAGUGAAUGCUGUUGAAGUGGUGUAUGACAACAAGAAGCUAACCGAUUUUUUGAACAAACUAGGGAUUUCUGGCUGCUUGAGAAGAAGUGAGGAGAAUACUGUGAAACUUCUGUGUAGAUAUCUCAGGAUAUCCGAGGAAAAUUAUGAAUGUAGGGAAUACAUCAGACCGUUUUUAUGCAGGGUGGAUAAGAAUGUCCUUUCUGCAUUGAACGUGUAUAAUGAAAGAGAGCACUGCGUAUCCAAAACCUUCUGCUGCUAUACAAACCAGGGAUGGAGGCUCCUCCAUAGAAUGCUUUUACAGCCACUUCGUAAUAAGGAAGAGAUAGAAAGAAGGCUGAACACCAUUGAUUCGUUGAAGACGCUCAAUCUUAGUAUUCUAAGGAAGUUUCCAGAUCUUCUAAGGCUAUCUAGAAGGAUAAGCGGAGGCCGAGUAUCUUUGAGAGAAAUCCUUAGGCUUGUUCAAACCAUUGACGCCAUUCCUGACCUUAUAUCUUCCUUUUCAACCUCCCUGCCCCUUACUAGAGAUGUUGGCGAGCCCCUCAAAAAGAUUUUCUCAGCAUUUGAACCGAUCAAGGCAGAGGUUGCAAGGGUGGUUGACCUUGAAGCAGCUGAAGAGAAUGUGUACAGAAUUAUGCCUGAUGUGUCUCCAAGGCUUUACAAGCUUAAUGAAGCCUUGAAGGAAGUUGAUGAAGAGAUGGACAAGGAGUAUAGGAGGGUAUGCGAGACUUUUCCCAAGCUUAAGAUAGAUAGGAUUUUGGGAGUUUUCAAAACCACAAAGACGGAGUACCAGAAGACCCGGGACAUCUUUAGAAAGGAGGGUUUUGUCGAGCUAAACCUUGUGAAAGGCGGAGUCUCACUUACAACAAGAACCCUCUCUUCCUUGAAUGAAAGAAAAACAUCUCUUAAAGAAAAGGUUGAUGAUGAAGAGAAAGAGAUCAUGGAUGGGAUGAAAACUAUGCUGAAGAAUUACAUAUCUUACAUCGAGUCCCUGAAUUAUCUAACAGCAUUGAUUGACGUAUUUAGUGCAUUUUCCAUUAAGGCCACUCUUAAGGGAUAUUCUAGGCCGGAGUUCAAUAAGAAUAAGCUUGAAAUAAGAGGUGGAUUCCACCCAGUGCUUGAAGACCAGGACUAUAUCCCCAAUUCAAUAAAGAUGGAGGAUAAGAGAAUGUGUGUGGUGACAGGGCCAAACAUGGGAGGAAAGAGUACCUUUCUUAAAACCUGUGGAGUGAUUGCUCUUCUUGCACAUAUGGGGUGUUAUGUUCCUGCAGAAUAUGCUAGUAUUCCAAUUCUUGAUGGAAUAUAUGUCAGAGUCGGGGCUGCAGACUGCUCGUUCACGGGGUCAUCCACGUUCAUGAUGGAAAUGGCUGACAUAGCAAGAAUAUGCCGUUUGAGCUCUCCGGAGUCAUUAGUAAUAAUAGAUGAGCUUGGAAGAGGAACCAGUGCAAUUGAUGGGCUAAGCAUAGCACAGGCUGUCAAAGAGCAUCUUGUUCAAAAGAAAAGCCUAUGCCUAUGUGCUACACACUUUCCAGAGCUUUGUGGUGACGAUGUGUUGAAUAAGAAGGUUAAGAACGAAGGGACACUUCUUAUGUACGAAUUGGUUGAUGGUGUCUGCGAUACAAGCUUCGGCAUAAUGGUUGCAGAGAAGGUAGGGUUCCCUGUGGAGGUGAUACAAAUGGCUAAGGAAUAUAUGGAAAAAUGA